AUGACGGACCUAGAGGUUAACAAAACUGUUGAUGGGGAAUAUGGGUACAAGAAGUACGAUACCCAUGAAGGUAUCUUGUUCUGCAUAGAGUUGACAGGAACUCUUUUUGAACCUGUUGAAUCACUACAAGGAAGAUCGAAUUUACUGGAAAUAUUGUAUUCUUUGAAGGAACUGAUGUAUCAGUUGGUAAUUGUGAGGCCUGGAUCUUCUGUUGGUUGUAUAUUUCAUUAUACCGACAUUAACGGUGCUGUUGAUGGGGUGUAUGAGUUCUUACCUCUUCGGGAUGUAAACGCUAAAGAUAUGAAAACAUUGUCUGAUUUUUUGGAAGACAUCGAGGAGAAGAGAAUCAACAUUUUCCAAUACUUCAAAUUUGAUGGAUCAAAACAUGUCUCUUUAGAACGGCUCUUUCAACUGAUUGGAGAAAAGUAUUCCGAAGAAAGAGAAGAUGGGAAAAAAUUCACCCAUAAGCGAGCGUUUCUGUUCACCGAUAACGAUGCACCCCCUGAAUCAAAUGACACAGAGGCAACGCGGCGGAUCAGUAAGAUUGUAGAUGACCUUGAUGAGACUGCCGUUUCGUUUACUACGUUUUUCAUCGGAAGUGAGGAAGCUCCUUUUGACAACCGUUUCUAUUCCAACGUGUUGAAGCUUGGGGCACAGUUAAAACAUUCCGAUUAUGAUGGGCCUAGUGUGCGUCCUAUUACUGGAUCUGAUAUCAAAGCCAGAAUUUUAAGAGGUAAAGAGAUUAAAAGAACCAUGUUCCAAUGUCCCCUUUAUCUCAACAAGGAUAGUAAUUUUAUUAUUGGUAUCAGAGGCUACGCCAUCGUAACGCAUGAGAAGUAUGGAACCAGAUACAAGUUAACAUAUGAAAAAGAAGACAUCCGGCAAGAGGCUUUUUCCAAGAGAAAAUACCUGAAUUCCAAGACAGGUGAGGAAGUGGAUCCCAAGGAUAUAUCUAAAGUUAUACCGUACGGUGACGUGAAUAUAGAACUUUCUGCUGAGGCACUCCAACAGAUGCGGGCCAGCUAUGAGGAGGAGGGACCGUUUAUGAAAGUAUUGGGGUUUCGUUCAACUGAUUUAUGUGUAAAGUAUUUCAACAACAUUGACAAACCGUCUUUUAUUGUUCCAGAUGAACUGCAGUACGAGGGAUCAAUAAAGACUCUGGCUUCGCUAUUUAGAACCUUGCGAUCAAAAAACAAGUCUGCAAUAAUAUGGGGGAAACCAAAGUCCAACUCGAAUUCCGCGCUCUAUAUUAUGGUGCCAAGUCACCGGGAGGACAGAAACGAUGGAUUUUACAUGCACAGGAUACCGUUUUUGGAUGAAUUGAGAAAAGUGCCCAUUAAGAUGGUGGAUAAUGACUGGACACAGCUUGAUAACGAUCUUCUCACAGUGACGGAAACAAUAUUGAAAUACUUUAAUCUCAGACAGGGCUACAUUCCGUCAGAAUUCAAAAACCCUGGCAUUCAGAACUACUAUAAGGUGCUUCAUGAUUAUAUUUUGCAGGUGGAGGAAAUAAAGCACGAAGGGUGGGAUUUUUCUCAAGAAGAAUUGUUGCGCCAAGAUGAUACUUUGAAGAAAAUUUCACAUAUCCGAGGAAAGAUUGAAGCCUCGAACGACUCUGACAAAGUUUUAAGUGGGUAUAUGAAUAUGUGGAACCUAUUUUACAAAAGUCUCGAAACCAACAAUGUUAAAUGGUCUGAACCCGUUGCGAAGAAAGCAAAAAUAUAG
Huiozyma naganishii CBS 8797 is the source of this 1725-nucleotide messenger RNA. RefSeq names its product ATP-dependent DNA helicase YKU70 (gene YKU70). Gene Ontology annotation, molecular function: double-stranded DNA binding; telomeric repeat DNA binding; damaged DNA binding. The transcript has a single exon. Gene Ontology annotation, biological process: telomere maintenance; double-strand break repair via nonhomologous end joining; cellular response to X-ray. Bases 1 to 1725 code for a protein of 574 amino acids. The record is from RefSeq and is a predicted model, not a curated record. Gene Ontology annotation, cellular component: nucleus; Ku70:Ku80 complex. Lineage: Eukaryota; Fungi; Ascomycota; Saccharomycetes; Saccharomycetales; Saccharomycetaceae.